UUUAUGACAUUUUUCUCGUCAUCUCGUGAUAGAGUUGCAAAAUAUGGAAUUUUAUUCAUAUCGACGCGCAUCGUGACAUGACAUGCAUAUCGAAUCACUAUGAACAAAACGUCGAACGUGCAGAUAGGCACGUACCUAUUUCUCGGCUGACAUAAUUUUUAUUUUAAAAAAAUGGCUCAUGUCAAUCAAGGUCAAGGAAUCGGAGAGUCUAUGGACUUUUUUACAAAAUUUCAUAAUAUUUCGAAUAAACUGAAAAAGCGAUUUCUGAGGAAGCCAAAUGUCGCAGAGGCAUGUGAUCAAUUUAGUGCUUUAGCUACCGAAUGUGAACAGAAGGAAUUGUGGCAAUAUGCAGGCUUGUGUUGGUUGGCAGCUGCUAGAUGUCAAGGUACAUUGGAAAAUACCUCUUCGGAAAUAAAUCUUCUCAUAAAAGCGGGAAGGCAAUUCCUUACAGCUGAGAAAAAAGAUAACGACAUAGGAUGUCUCUCCAUAGGCCAAGAGAACAUACAGGCAGCUGUGAGUUGCUUUGGCCAUUCCAUGGCUAGAUGCAGCAAUCAACCAGGAUUCAAUACAAUUUCUGCUGGUUUAUCAGUAGAAUUAGCAUUAGCGUUAGGCCCAGGUCCUGCUGGUAUCCAACUGUUACGCAAAGCAAUUGACAUCUUUCCUACAUCAAAAGCUAUCAAUACCCUAGUAUCUUUUUAUAUAAAACAGGGAGAUUAUGUAGCUGCACUACAAAUACUCAAUGAAUUUGUAGAAUUUGUAGAAGCUUGUGUUGUGGCUGGUGCCAGAGGAAACUAUAAUGCUAUUUUACAUAGGUGCGAAGUGACGCGAGUACUUCUACUGCUCAUUCUUCAACCGUCACCUCAGAGAUUGACACCAUCACUUGCUCAGGUUCUCGAAAAGUACGCAUGGGCAGAAGAAAAUGUGAAUAACGGUCUUAAUAUGAGCGAGGAUGAAUUAUUAUUGCUACAGUCCUUAGUAUUAGCGUGUCAGUCUCAUGAUCAUCAAGCAGUAUUGGAACUCGAGAGCGAAUUAUAUCCUUACUUUGAUACAGAGCAAAAAGAACUGUUGCAUAAAUUGAUACAAGUAGUAUCGACGCAGUAAAUAUAUACAAUAAUGUUAGAAAUUAUGUGCACAAUAUUUUUUUCCUGAUUAUUAUUUGUUGUGGACAUUUUUUAUAACUUUACGUUGCGUCGUGUGCUCCAUCAAAAUCGAAAAUCAGGGCACAUUCUUUGAGGGACGAGUGAGGGAUGCCCUUCGACUAGUUGUUUUUCUCUCAUUUUGCGCGAUUACGUUAUUAGUCGUCUCGAAACAGGUUCCUACAGCUAACGGCUAAAGUCUUGCUUAAUCGAGGCGCCAAAGAUGAGCAACGUGCUUUCGUUAAUUCAGUAACGAUUAUGUUGUAAUUAGCGAAUACAGUCAACAAAAGACAGUAGCGACUUUAUCCUGCUUCUCGUGAUCUCGAGCGUGGUAGCAGGAGUGCGACAUGAGAUGUGAAAGGAGAAGGUAGAGGAGGAGGAACUCUUUUUAGAUGAGAAUCGUAGAACGAGUGGUUGGAGUAGAACAAGACAAGGCUUGUAGGAAGGACAUAGUGUGCGUGCCGAUAUGGCAUCAUGGAGGAGGGGAUGUCUCGCGCGUCCCACGAUAUACUACCUUCGCUCUUCUGCAGUUACUAUUCAAGGCAGAGUCACAGUUAGUGUCAGUCAUCGCGCGAAAGUGCCUUGCAGUUCUUCGGAUCAAAAUUGAUUGCGUUCUUUACUGAAUCAUCUAGUACUUAGUCUUAAACUGAGGUAACGAUCUCUUCAUUCCUUUGUACGAUAUUAAGUCUUGUAAUAAAACAUAUAUUGCAAUUAAAAAUUCUCUGGGAUAAUAAAAAAUCCCAAGACAAUGCAUCAGUUUCAUUCUAAACUAGAAUGACAGGAAAUCUUUGCGAGAACAAUCUCUCGUAAUCUGAUGAGAAAAAUCGACUCUCAAGGACACUGAUUAAUUUUUCUAAAAGGCCAAGGUUCGUAGAAAGACUCUCAAGUAUUCAACUCGCGUUGCAAGUACACAUUCCAAUCGGUGAUUAAUGAGGCUCGGGAAGAUGACGGAAGUCUGGAGGACCAUUUUCGUAACCGGAGGCGCUGGUUACAUCGGCA
Molecule: messenger RNA, 2135 nt
Organism: Cyphomyrmex costatus
Lineage: Eukaryota; Metazoa; Arthropoda; Insecta; Hymenoptera; Formicidae
Product: factor VIII intron 22 protein
Exons: 8
Coding region: 172-1101 (309 amino acids)
Biological process (GO): vesicle cytoskeletal trafficking
Cellular component (GO): early endosome
Molecular function (GO): protein binding
Source: RefSeq, a predicted model, not a curated record